AUGCAACAAUUAUGGUUGCUUAAGCUAGACUGGAAUGAAACACUACCUCCACUUGUUGCCGAACAGUGGGAAAACUUCAUUAAAACACUACCACAUUUGGAACACAUUCAUGUACCAAGAUGUUUUUUAAAAACCGAUACCAAUUUGGUAGUACUCCAAGGUUUCUCAGACGCAUCUUCAAAGGCUUACGGUGCAGUGAUAUACAUCCAAACUGUGUCCAGCACCGGUGAAGUAAACAGUACACUUCUCUGCAGCAAAUCACGUGUUGCUCCUACAAAAUGCAUUACAAUUCCACGUCUGGAGCUUUGUGCAUGCCUUCUUCUCGCAAAACUAACGGAAAAGGUCCUAACAGCUGUUAAACUUCAAAUAGACUCUGUGAAAUUGUACUCUGAUUCUACAAUAGCACUAGCAUGGAUCAAGACUCCUUCAAAUCUGCUUAAGACGUUUGUAGGCAACCGAGUAUCACAAAUCCAGCAGAUAUCUAAAGACUUCGAAUGGCAUCAUAUACCUUCAGAGUUCAACCCAGCAGACAUGAUCUCCAGAGGACUGGAAGUUAAAGCACUUGCCGCUUGUGAACUUUGGUGGAAAGGACCAGAUAUUUCAAAAUUAAAUUUACCUAUUCCUCAGACUUUGCAAACUCCCAUUAGUUCAACUGACAAACUUUAUAGAGAUGAACUCAAGACUGUUUCAAAAGUUACAUUAAGUUUAAAUAAUGACUCUUUUUUCGAUAACUUACUUAAUAUUAGUAACAACUUUCAUAAACUAAUUAGAAUUUUAGCCUUUAUUUUUAGAUUUUGCAGAAGGUGUAAAUCUCCAAAAACGCAUACAGGAGAGCUCACGUCCGAAGAAUAUGAAAGAGCAGAAAAUUAUUUGAUAAAACAGGUAAAGUAUUUUCCUGCGGAGAUAUCAGCUUUAGAAAGGGGAUCUUCAGUUCCACCUACAAGUAAGCUUAAAUUUUUUAAUCAUUUUUUAGCUCCAUCAAGCGGAUUAAUAAGAGUUGGUGGUAGACUUUCACAUUCAGAUUUAAAUUUCAAUCGUAAACAUCCGGUUAUUCUGCCAGCUGGAAAUAAAUUAGUAACUCUAAUAUUUCAAUACUAUCACAAACGAUAUUUUCACGUAGGCCCUCAAGCCCUACUAAAUACUGUUCGUUUUAAAUAUUGGCCACUUGGUGGCAGAAGUACAGCACGAAAAGUCGUCCAUGAGUGUUUAGAAUGCUUUAAGAAUAAACCAAUUGUUGCAAUCCGGAUUAAUAAGAGUUGGUGGUAG
Messenger RNA from Stegodyphus dumicola, 1266 nucleotides. RefSeq lists its product as uncharacterized. The record is from RefSeq and is a predicted model, not a curated record. NCBI's taxonomy places the organism in Eukaryota, Metazoa, Arthropoda, Arachnida, Araneae, Eresidae.